AUGUAUGUAUCUAUACUACGUAAACAUUUUGUUGUGUAUAAAUAAGUACAUAUGGGUAUUAUUCUCGAGAAAAUGUUCGCGUUUCUAAGUCAUAAUCAGCUCAAAACUAACCUUUAACCGCAAACUCUGAGCCGUGACAUACUUAAUUACAAUAUUGUUUGAAGUCUGAAGUCAAUAUAAUUAUGCGCAAUACCUAUGCAGUUAACUUCUGAAAUCCUAAGUCCAAAACGAUUGUAAAUCUUACGAAAAAAUGCCUCUCUUUGGCAAAAAGGAUUCUGGGAAGAAGGCCAAGGCGAGAGAUAUCAAGGAGUUAAACAAACAAGUGUCAAUUGAAGAGAAAUAUAAUCUCCAUGGACUGUUGGGGACUGGUGCCUUCUCAGAAGUACGUUUAGCCGAAAGUAAAGAGACGCCAGGUGAUCAUUUUGCCGUUAAAAUAAUCGAUAAGAAAGCGUUAAAGGGCAAGGAAGAAUCACUGGAAAAUGAAAUACGUGUGCUGAGGAGGUUCAGUGCAAAUCAUUUCGAUGGCAAAUGUCCAAAUGGAAGGCGGUUAACACAUCCAAAUAUAGUACAACUGUUGGAAACAUAUGAGGACAAAUCCAAAGUGUAUCUCGUCAUGGAGUUAGUUACUGGUGGUGAACUUUUCGAUCGGAUUGUUGAAAAGGGAUCAUACACGGAAAAGGACGCUUCUCAUCUGAUCAGACAAAUUCUAGAGGCUGUCGAUUACAUGCAUGAACAGGGUGUCGUGCAUCGUGAUCUGAAGCCGGAAAAUUUGCUAUACUACAGCGCUGAAGAUGAUAGCAAAAUAAUGAUUAGCGAUUUUGGCUUAUCUAAAAUGGAAGACUCUGGCAUUAUGGCAACGGCAUGUGGAACGCCCGGCUAUGUUGCACCCGAGGUGCUUGCGCAAAAGCCAUAUGGCAAAGCCGUCGAUGUGUGGAGUAUUGGGGUAAUAUCCUACAUUCUAUUAUGUGGCUAUCCCCCGUUUUAUGAUGAAAACGAUGCCAAUUUAUUCGCCCAGAUUUUAAAAGGGGAAUUUGAAUUUGAUUCGCCGUAUUGGGACGAAAUCAGCGAGUCAGCCAAACAUUUUAUAAGAAACCUAAUGUGUGUUACCGUAGAAAAGCGAUAUACAUGUAAGCAAGCGUUGGCUCAUGCCUGGAUUUCUGGCAAUGAGGCGAGUAGCAGAAAUAUCCAUGGAACCGUCUCAGAGCAGCUGAAAAAGAACUUUGCAAAAUCACGCUGGAAGCAAGCUUACUAUGCGGCCACAGUUAUACGGCAAAUGCAACGGAUGGCGCUCAGCAGCAAUAAUAGUAGUAGUGCAAAUAGUGAUUCCACUGGCAAUAGCAGUACCCUUAAGAAAGGAUCUAUAAACGCAACAGCUUCAGAAGCUGAAACAGCAUCUGGAGAAGGAACUGGAACAAGCGCCGCUGCCACAGCACAAAUUCUUUGUUUGCCUAAGGAUCCGAAGGAUGACCUGGAAGCGAACAAUGCCAAUGGAGCUACAAUUUAAAUAUGAAAAUCAUUGUUAAAAUAUCUGCAGUUUUCUCAAUAACAAUUUCUUGAAUUUUUACAUUUGUUCUAGUUUCAAGUAAGUAUUCUCACUGAUGUUUAGUAAUCAAAGCCAAUUCUUUUAAAUCUGCUAACAAAAAACAUACUCUUAAUAGAAGUCAAAGUCAAAGCGGUGUCCAAAAAAGUACACCGCAUAAUAAUCCCUAUAACCGGCCAUAUGCUUAAGAACUUGUAUAACCAUCGGUUUGAUCGUAAUUAACACAGUAGAGUUUUUAUUUUGCAGUCUUCCGUCGAGGGCUUUUAGUUAAUCUAUUCACUAUUACGAUAUUUAAAUAACUUGUAAAAAUAAUACAGAAUACAGUUUCUUUGCUGAGAUA
Molecule: messenger RNA, 1880 nt
Organism: Drosophila serrata
Lineage: Eukaryota; Metazoa; Arthropoda; Insecta; Diptera; Drosophilidae
Gene: CaMKI
Product: Calcium/calmodulin-dependent protein kinase I
Biological process (GO): protein phosphorylation
Molecular function (GO): protein kinase activity; ATP binding
Source: RefSeq, a predicted model, not a curated record